Messenger RNA from Ooceraea biroi (clonal raider ant), 2868 nucleotides. RefSeq lists its product as uncharacterized. Gene Ontology annotation, molecular function: odorant binding; olfactory receptor activity. Lineage: Eukaryota; Metazoa; Arthropoda; Insecta; Hymenoptera; Formicidae. The record is from RefSeq and is a predicted model, not a curated record. Gene Ontology annotation, cellular component: plasma membrane. Gene Ontology annotation, biological process: detection of chemical stimulus involved in sensory perception of smell; sensory perception of smell.
UACAUGUCAUUAACGUGGCACGGGGUUAUUGAGACAUCCUGUAUAUUUCCAUUUCGCAGUUAAAUGCGAGGCUUCAAUGACCGCUAAUGAUGAUCUGUAUUAGGAAGCGGUUCUUCAACUCCAAUCGGCUACUUUUGCUCCCUUUCGGCCUGUGGCCUGGCGAGGAAACGAUAGUCACUCGUUUACAGGCAACAUUGCUUUGCAGUUUUCUGAUAAGCAGCAUUGUAUUUCAGCUCUCAAGACUUUUCAUUGCAGAAUGUAACUUUGACUUUAUUAUCAGAAUAUUCUCUUCCACGUCAACCUAUGUCAUGUUCGCGAGUCUGCCUAUCGUAUUUUGGAUUCACAUGAAAACUAUCACAUAUUUAUUCGACCAACUACAAUACAUCUACGACCGGCUAAAGGAUAGAAACGAAAUUGCUAUCUAUGACAAAUAUGGAUACUUUGCAAAACAUGUAACGACAAUAAUAAUAAUACUUCUUGUAUGCGGCUUAUGUGGUAUUUCUGUCAUAAUAUAUUGGCCGUUCAUUCUUGAAAUCGUUGUACCGAAAAAUGAUUCUCAGGCAAUUCAUACGAUGCAAUUUGUGACCAAGUACUUCAAUGUCUCAGAGAAGUAUUAUGUUUUAGUUUUGGUACAUUUAGCUGCAGCCGCUAGUACAGGGUUAAUUGUAUGUGUAGGGACAGGAACCAUGUUGUUUUCGUAUUUGCAGCAUAUCUGCGGUAUGUUUGAAAUCGCCAGCUAUCGUAUUGAACAAGCAAUGGCGAUCGAAUUGUUACAUAACUUUCAUAUAGAGAAUAGAAAUGUGAUAUGCAGGAAAAUGAUAUGUGCUAUAGAUAUACAACGCCAAGCUAUGGAGUUCGCUAAUCAUUUGAUAACUAGUAUGGAAGGAACACUUUUCGUUAUGACAUUAACUAAAGUGCUUUCAUUGAGUUGCAAUCUUUAUCGAAUAUUUCAAAUCGAAUCACCUAUGGAAAGGAUGGACGAGGUUUUCUUACACCUUGGAGCUGUAUUUUUCAGUCUGACAAUCCUAUUCCUAUCCACUUAUGUUGGGCAAGAAGUUAUAGAUCAUAGUAAUCACGUAUAUGUAAUUACAUACAACGUUUCAUGGUACUUAGCACCAUCACAUAUACAGAAAUUGAUACUAUUUCUAUUACAAAGGAGCCAUAAAAUUUUCACCCUGAGUAUCGGUGGAUUAUUUACAGCAUCUUUAGAAUGUUUCGCUACACUGGUUAAAGUAUCAAUAUCUUACUUCACCUUUAUGUAUUCGUUGCAAUAAUACCAAGCAGAUUGCUUGUAUGAAAGUAUAUUACAAUAGAUAAAAGCACAAAUGCACAUAUAAAAUAUGCUUGAUUCUUUCGAAAUUCUUAUAAAAUAAACAGACAAAAGUUGCAUGAGUUGAAAUACACGCACGUCAAUCGCAGAACUGACGAAAUCGACGACACAGUUGAGUAUCUCUCAUCUUAAAUACAUGGGACAUUAGUUAAAUGAAAUUUCCAUAAUAUGUUGAUAAUGUAUUUGUGCAUUUCUGAUCCGUUUAAGGAAAAACAAGUUCAUCACGGACUGAUGAAAGAAAUAAUUACUUGAAUAAAAAGAUGGAAGCACUUGAGGAUGGUGGCUGUGGCAAUAUAUUGUUAUUAGAUUAUGAAGUUACUUUGUUAACAAAGAUUUAUUGAAGGAAAUGUACAUAAUAUGAAGAACGAUAAAGGCCAGCUCAUUAGCAUAUUAAAUUGAUGGUGUGUGUGUGUGUGUAUCUUUCCAUGCAGAAACAGUGAUGUAUUUGACGAAACGGAAAAAGAAUGGAUGCAUUAAGCACAUAAUACUGGAAUAGUGCAAAAAGGUGAACUAUACUAGUGUUAUAUUAACUCUUUUGUGCUUGGCGAUAGAUAUAUGUACCCGUCUUUCAAAAAUUCAUAUCUUCCACAAAAAUGAAGAUAGCAGGUUCAUUCUAGACUCAUUUUGAAGAUUAACAUGAGAGCUAUAUGAAAAAAAUCAGUACUUAAUUUCACAAUGGUGGAUUCAAGAUGGCGGACCAAAGUGCUAAAUUUUGUUGGAUUUGAAUAAAAUUCAUUUUUCAACAACUGAUGAGAAGUAUCUAUGAAAACAACUGAUAUUUCAAAUCAGCGACCCCAAAAAUCCUUAGAAUAUGAAUUUUAUUCAAAUCUAAGAACAUUUUAUAUCUUGAUCCGCCAUAUUGGAUCCGCUAUUGUGAAUGUUACCAUUUUGACUACAGACUUAUAAUCAGCGACUUUAAAAACUUUUAGUAAGAUGUGAAUUAGAUGCAACUUAUUCCUACGAAAAAAUCAGGCACGAGAGAGUUAAAAGAUUGUCUCAUAAACGUUUUUCUGUGGCAAAUAAACUAUCUAUAAAUCUAUUCAAAAUUCAUAAUAUUCAUAAUAAAUCUAUUCAAUUCUUUUCGUCGCUAAAUCAAUUACUUAGUCUUCUUACCAUUUUUCGUAUAAAGAUACUAAAUUACGAGUUUCUGUUUAUGUAAAAAUAUCAUUCACGGGAAAUUAAGCAAGUUCGCCAAAUUUUAAUGUAAUUUUGAAAGAUUAUUGAUCUUUUAAUAUGUGCUGUAUGCUGCUCGAGGCUCAACCUUUUUCGAGUAAAUCUCUCUAAGUGUAUCAUUCUUUGCUUUUGAUGAUAUUAUGCAUCCUAAAGUAUUUAUCAACUGUAGUUUGAAGAUAAAUACGCAAUCCUGUUCUAGGUUUUAAACCGUGUUUUUGUACAUAUAAUACAUGUUUAAUGGUUCUAAUCUAACACCGGUUCACUGCAGAAACUAAUUUUAUUUUUGUUAGAAAGAGGCAGUUUACCAUAUUUUGGUAUUCUCUUUCCCUUUUAUUGUUAUGUCAAGAAUAAAGUUCUAAAAAAUA